AUGGCUGAAGCAAUCCCGUUUGGUCUUGCACGAAAGAUCAUUGAAAAAUUGAGCUCCACAACUUUCGAAGUGAUCGGAUCUAUCUGGGGUGUCAAAGAUGAGCUCGAAAAAUUGAAGAACACUGUUUCCACUAUUCAAGCUGUACUUCAAGACGUAGAGGAUGAUGUAUGGAACAGCAAUGAGGAAUUGUGGUGUAACUUAAAAAGACUUUUGAUGGGUGGCGCAAAGGGAAGUAAAGUGGUGAUAACUACACGGACCAAAUUGGUUGCAGAAAUUACCAGCACAGUCUCACCCUAUUUUCUAGAAGGCCUGUCAAUUAACCAAUCUUGGUCUUUAUUUAAGCAAAUGGCAUUUCAAAAAGGGCAAGAUACCAUUGAUCCUAACAUUGAAGCGAUUGGAAUGGAAAUUGUACAAAAAUGUCAAGGAGUGCCUCUUGCUAUAAAGGUGAUAGGAAGAGUAUUAUACUUCAAAAAAACAAAGGAUGAAUGGUCUUAUAUCAAGGAUAAUGAAAUUACAAAUGUAACUCAAGGAGAAAAUGGUAAUGGAAUUUUACCAAUUCUGAAAUUGAGUUAUGAUCAUCUCCCAUCACAUUUAAAGUGUUGCUUUGCUUAUUAUUCAUUAUUUCCUAAAGAUUAUGAGAUUUCAAAGUUAACAUUAAUAUAA
Quercus lobata is the source of this 663-nucleotide messenger RNA. RefSeq names its product putative disease resistance protein RGA4. The record is from RefSeq and is a predicted model, not a curated record. Gene Ontology annotation, molecular function: ADP binding. NCBI's taxonomy places the organism in Eukaryota, Viridiplantae, Streptophyta, Magnoliopsida, Fagales, Fagaceae. The coding region runs from base 1 to 663 and encodes 220 amino acids. The transcript has a single exon. Gene Ontology annotation, biological process: defense response to other organism.